AUGGAUUCAAAUGAUCAUGUAGAACAAACGAAGAAACAACUACAUCAAAUCAAUGAUUAUAUUGUAUUUCACACUCAACUUGAACCUUGCAUUAAUUUCAUUGAAUCGAUUCAUAAUGAAAAAAUUUUUUUCAUCUCUUCAAUUUAUGAUGCAUCACAAAUAUUAUCUCAUAUUGCUACUCCCUCUCAAAUUGACAACAUCUUUGUCUUCAAUUGGAAAAAAGGUGAUCGUGAACAUUUCACUUUUGAACAUUCAAAACUUAUUGGUAUCUAUGAUGAACUCGAUUUAUUAUGUUUAUCAAUUCAAGAACAAGUCGAUUUUUUCAAUCAACAUUUACAAACAUUCAAUUUCUUCAAUCAAGAUGAACACUUAACAAAAGAUCUAUCAAAACAAACUGCUGAUCUUCUUUGGUUUCAACUUUAUCAUGAUGUUCUAUUUCAAUUAACACAUGAUGAAAAAGCUAAACAAGAAAUGAUCGAUGCAUGUCGUUCCUAUUAUCAAGAUAAUAUCAAAGAGUUAGAGAUGAUUGAGAAGUUUGCAAAUGAAUAUCGAUCAAAAGAAGCUCUUCAUUGGUAUUUGAAAAAAUCAUUUCUCUACAAAAUGAUUAAAAAAGCAUUAAGAACUAAAGAUUUCAAUCAACUCUACACAUUUCGAUAUUUUAUGAAAGAUCUUACAGAAAGUCUCAUUCGGGAACAUCAAAAGAUGAUUCAGUCUGAUAAAAAAAUACUAUUCACCUAUCGAGGAAUGAAAUUAACGAGUAAUCAAAUCGAAAAAUUCAAAGAAAAUGAAGGUAAACUGAUUUCAAUCAAUGGAUUUUUCACAACAACUAUUUUUCGUUCAACUGCAUUAAGACAAACAAUGAUAUCGUCGAAACAAACUGAUCUCAUUUCUGUUCUCCUAGAAAUUCAAUGCUAUCCACAACAUAUUAGCAAGAAUGUCAUUGUUGCUGAUAUUAUUCAAUUCAAUGAAAUUCCAUCUGAAGAACAACAAGAAAUUCUCUUCGAUUCAAAUGCCACUUUUCGAUUGGAGAGUGUCAGAAUGGAAAAAGACAUGUGGUUAAUUAAAAUGAAUGCCUCAAAUGAAGGUCAAAUUAUCAAAGAAAAAUAUAUUAAAGACUCAAAUCGCCAAAUGAAAGAUCUAAGCAUCGGAAUUCUCUUUGGAAGAUUGAUGUGUGAUAUGGGUCAAUGGGAUCAAUCACAACACUUCUUUCAACAUUUAUUGAACAACUCGAAUAACAACAAUGAAGAUCUUGCAAAAAUUGAAUCUAGUCUUGGUGAAGUUCUUCAGUGGAAAGGAGAAUGGAGUGAAGCACGGAAGUAUUAUGAUCGUGCUUAUGAACGAGUGAUGAAUUAUGAUGAAGCACUUAUCUUUCAUAAACAAGCACUAGCAAUGCUCGAAGAAUAUUAUCAAUUUCCUCACGUCGAUAUUGCUCUUAGUCUUGCCUAUAUUGGUCAGGUUCUUAUAUAUCAAGCAAAGUAUGAUGAAGCUCUCGAUUUCUAUCAACGAGCGACAUCAAUCUAUACAAAAUAUUAUCCAAAUAGUCAUGUAAACAUUGCCUCCACCCUCAACCACAUUGGUUAUAUUCUCUAUCUCGAAGGCAAGCAUGAUGAAGCUUUGAAGAUUUAUAAACAAGCAUUGGUAAUACAACAAAAGUAUUAUCCAUCUGGUCAUGUCGAUAUAGCUGAUAGUCUUGGUGGAAUAGGAAAUAUUCACUAUGGACAAGGAAAAUAUGAAAAAGCUCUGGAGUUUCAUGAACAAGCACUGAAAAUUGAACAGAAAUAUUAUUUUUCUGGUCACAACGACAUUAUUACUACUCUAAACAAUAUUGGCUAUAUACAAAAGGAACAAGGAAAGUAUGAUGAAGCUCUUGAUUUUCAUCGACGAGCAUUAGCAAUGCAAGAGAAAUAUUAUCCAUCUUAUUAUGCGAACAUCGCUGACACUCUGAAUUACAUCUCUAGUGUACUACUUAGUCAAUCAAAAUUUGAUGAAGCUCUAGCAAUGGAAUAUUAUCAAAAAGCAUUAGAAAUUCAAGAGAAAUACUAUCCAAAUGGCCAUGUAAGCAUUGCGAUAACCUUCAUUUUUAUUGGCGCAAUAUUUCAUCAACAAGAAAAAUUCGAUCAAGCGAGUGAAUAUCAUCAAAAAGCAUUAGAAAUUCAAGAGAAAUAUUAUGUAAAUGAUCAUGUGGAUAUUGCAACAACCCUCAAUAAUAUUGGCACAAUACUUCGUCAACAAGAAAAAUUUGAUAAAGCGAUUGAAUAUUAUCAAAAAGCAUUAGAAAUUCAAGAGAAAUACUAUUUAAAUGAUCAUGUGGACAUUGCAACAACUCUAAAUAAUAUGGGCACAACAUUUUGUCAACAAGAAAAAUUCGAUCAAGCGAUUGAAUAUCAUCAAAAAGCAUUAGAAAUUCAAGAGAAAUAUUAUCCAUCAGACAGUGUCUUCAUAGCUGAUACCAUCAAUAGUAUCGGUCAUGUUCUGUACAAUGAAGAAAAGUAUGAUGCAGCAAUUGACUAUUAUCGACGUGUACUUUCAAUACAAGAGAACUUCUAUCCUGAUAAUUACAUCGAAAUUUCUCAUACUUUCACCUCCAUUGCACUCGACUGUUAUCAACAAGCUCUAAAAAUUCUUGAAAACUGCUACCCAUCUGGUCAUAUUGAUAUUGCUGACACUCUGGUAAAUAUUGGUAUGACUCUAAAUAUUCAAGGAAAGUAUGAUAAAGCCCUCAAUUUCUGUCAACGAGCAGUGACAAUUUAUGAACAAUAUUAUCCAUCUAAUCAUGAAAAUCUUGCUACUUGUUUGGGUUCUAUUGGUUACAUAUUGAGGAAUCAAGAAAAAUAUGAUGAAGCUCUCGAUUUUUAUUAUCGAGCACUGACAUUUUAUAAGAAGGAUUCAUCCAAUCAUUUGAAUACUACUACUUGUCUGAAUAACAUAGCUCAAACUUUAAAAGAACAAAGCAAAUAUGAUGAAGCUCUCGUCCUUCAAAAACAAGCAUUGGAAGUUCUCAAAAGUAAUUUGUCUAGUGAUCAAUUUAGAAUUGCUACUAAUCUUAAGAAUAUUGGUUAUACUCUAUUGGAACAAACAAAAUAUGAUGAAUCUCUCGACUUUUAUCAACAAGCAUUAACCAUAUUCAAAGAAUAUUAUCCCAAUGAUUAUAUUGAAAUUGCUGAUUGCCUAUACUGGAUUGCUGCUAACUUCAAUAGAAAGUCUCAAUUCGAUGUCGCUAUUGAAUAUUUAGAAAGAUGUUUAUUAAUUAAAGAAGUCAGUCUACCUUCAGACGAUCUUUCCAUUGCUAUCAUAUUUGAGUGUUUGUCACAGAAUUGUUUGUUAAUGCGUCUCAAAGUUCUUCGACCAGAUCAUGAGGACAUUGGUCAAAGUUUAUCAAACAUAGGUGAGAUUUACGAAAAUCUUCAUAUAUCUACGUUGGCACUUGAUUACUAUCAACAAGCAUUAUCUAUCUACAGACAAUGUCUACCUUCCGGGCAUAGAAAUAUAUGGAAGAUGGAAUCGAAUAUUGAACGACUUUCCGAAGAACUUGGUAUAGAACACGAUUAUUCAGAUUGA
Messenger RNA from Rotaria sordida, 3558 nucleotides. NCBI's taxonomy places the organism in Eukaryota, Metazoa, Rotifera, Eurotatoria, Philodinida, Philodinidae. The record is from the annotation of a GenBank genome assembly.